Molecule: messenger RNA, 3206 nt
Organism: Salvelinus namaycush (lake trout)
Lineage: Eukaryota; Metazoa; Chordata; Actinopteri; Salmoniformes; Salmonidae
Exons: 10
Coding region: 223-1341 (372 amino acids)
Biological process (GO): telomere capping
Cellular component (GO): shelterin complex
Source: RefSeq, a predicted model, not a curated record
GUAACAUCACUCAGUGGAACCGCUACAUCAAUCAGACUCAAAAGUGGUUGUCGUUGUUUUACUAUCAGGGUGUGUGGCCAUGACUCGGGGUAGGAGGACUAAGUUGGAGCCCUGGAUGGAGCAGGUCAUCCUGAGUUAUGGCACAGAGCCAAAGGAGGAGCAGAAGAACACUGAUGAAAGCGCAUGUUGUUGGGGUAAUGAGGCAUCAAGUACAUACACUUCAUGCAAGGCCUGUGUUCCAAGUUUAGAAGGUGUGUGUGGGUCGGCCGGAUGUCAGAGUCCCAAGCCCGGUCGACUGAGGGUUUGACAACGUUGCUGUUCCUCUCUGAUGGAGUGGUGCACAUCCCCGCCAUACUGACCCAGGACGCCUGGGAGACUCUUCAGGAGAGCCAGUUUUACUUAUCGGUUGGUGAGCUGACCACCACAUCAGAUGGGGCUGCUAAAGACAACAGCCCUUGCUGCACAUCGCUCAACUCAGUCAGACGAAAGAUCUGUACAACAUGGAGAUCCCUGCUUGCACAGGAUUCUGUCCAUACUCAGAACACCCAGUCUGAGUUCAGUCUGUCAGAGCUGCUGGGGGAGUGGCAGCAUGACUGGCCCCAGUCUCUGUUGAAGGAUGUGAUGGAACUCUUGAGGACUCCCACAAACCCCCCCUCCCCACAGCCCUCCACCUCCAACACCCUCACACACACUGGCACCAGAUGGGCUAUUGAAAGGUUCAGAUAUAAGAGGAGAGUAUGGAUGGUGUCAGGGGUGACCGGAGGAGCAGUGGCGAGCCCAUGGGACAUGUUUGCUCCAGCAGCUGAGCUGCUCAGGACCUCCUCUGCAUCUGACGAAUCUAUCACCUCGGAGCCCUUCUCCCUCCAGAAGAGCCAGUCUCUGCUCGACCCCACUCCACAACCAGUCACCCUUGCAACGUUUCCCCUGGCAACCAACACCCAGGUGCCAACCCUGACCCAUGGGGCCACCCAAAGGUCAGGCGAGCGCUCCCUUCCUCCUUAUCAAAAACCAGGCCCCUCUCACAGCCUACUCCCCUCCAGUGGCGGCUCCUCCACUGUGAGUCUAUCUACAAAGCACCAACACUCUGGCAUGAAGCUCCACCACAGUGACUCAACCACAACACAUCAACUUCCAGUCACGGAGCAGCAAGAUCAGGUGGAAGAGGAGGAUGUUGUGAAGAGGUGUAGGAAGGUUAAGAAGAAGUGUUCUGUGCAGACCCCCGAGGAUAAUGAUAUCACCUGGGAGGAGGAAAAUAUGCAGAAGAACCGCAGCCUGCCCUCCUGGAUGUUUCCAGGAUUGGGGAGGGAAGCAGCUGCAAACAGAAGGCAGUUGCAGCAAUAGCCCCCCGGAGGCCCUCCAAUGUUCACAGUGAUGGCACUUCGUUCUCAUAUUCUUAUCAGCUGUGUGGCCGCAUUUCGAAGGAUCUAAGCCAUUUAAAGAUUCCUGAUGGCAUGGUGCACUGGGCUGUACGGUACCUGGUCCCUUCCAUGCAGACGAAGGUUGUCAAGGACACACAGCUGCGACCCCAGACUCACCCCAGUUGACAACCUGAGGUCAUCGCCCCCAUCUUCCCAUUGUGUUGAAUCCAUAGUGUACAGAGGCAGCUUUGUUUUUUUAUGAAUCUCUAUUGUUAUGUUUAUAUAACAUUCUGAAUAUUGAUAAAUAAAUAUACAUUAGUAAUUGAAUUGUGUCAACUCUAGAUGCAGGCAAAUGUGAACUUAGCAACUUUUAAUUUGUCAACAGCAAGAUCAUUUCAUUGUCAGUUACUCAGAUAUUUUUUCCUUAAUUUUACUUUUGAAUAACACACAUGCACUUAUUUCCUUAUGCAAACAUUCACUGGCUGCUAUAAUAAAAUACAAAUCAUAUCAGAUGUCCUCUAGAAUAAUUUGAACAAAAUAUAAGCACAACAAAAAUAGUCACAGUUACAUAAUGCUUGUACAUAGUGCUUUAAACAAUUAUAUCUACUUAAUGGAAGCCAGUGUCAUGUGGUGGUUGGGUGGGGGCUUGCCCUGGGAAUUCCUGAAGAGGUGAAGGCAUAGAGGAAAGGGUUGAGGGAGCUGUUGAUGAUGAUGAAACCCAUGAGGACAUUCCAAGCUGAGUCACACACAUUCUCCACAACCUCGUUCUGCACGGCCAAGUUCACCAGGGCCAGCAGGUUGAACAGGUGCAGCAGAGUCCAGAAGCAGAAGAAGGACACAACGAUGCAGAUGACCAGCUUGGUCACCCUCCGCUGCCUGAACAGGGCCGCCUGGCUCACCCUCCUGUGGAGGUAGAAGUAGGACGCCACCAGGAUGCAGCAGGGAACUACAAAUCCCAGCAGCAUUUGGACAAGUAGGAUGGCCAUUUCUUGUCUGAGGCUCUGGAAGUGUGAGCUGCAGGAUUUGCCGCCGUCGUAUGUCUUGAUGUCAAGGACAGAGAAGGCGGGAGAGGCAAUGAACCCUGCCAGCCCCCACAGGGAGGAGUGCCUCUUCCCUCAUACGGCCUAGCCGCGCCCAGCUGUGGGGGUACAGCACCUGGACGCAGCGCUGCACACUCAGCAGGGUGAUGGUCAGCACACUACCAUUCAGGCUGCAAUAGAUCAGGAAGAAGAGCAGCUUGCAGGCGGCGGGGCCCAGAUCCCAGGUCCUCUGUAGGUUGUUGAUAACUAGAGGCAGGCAUAGCAAGACCAUCAGGUCACACAGUGCCAGAUUCAGCAUCAGGCUAUCAGAACCACCACAUUCCCAUGGAUUCCCACAAUGCAACAGAAGCCCGUGAUCACGCUGGGCAACACACGGGUCAUGUGCCAGUAAGGAUAGGACUGAGUGCUGCAUAGGGCCGAACUGUCCAGACUAUUAAAAUCCACAGAGAAUGCUGGUUAGAAACUCAACAGGGAUGUCUCACUACCUCUGUCUGGCUGGGCUGACGGAGACACACUAAGCUCUGAGUUGUUCCCCAGAUUGCCUUCACUACUGGUGGUAGUGAUGAUAUGCUGUAAACAAAGAGUACCUGUGUGUGACUCUGGGCCGGGCCUGUUUUGAAUAUACAACGUGUGUACAGCUCUGUGUUAUGUGAAGGUAACAGCCUACAAACAUGACACACUCAUAUAUAGCCUCCUGACCCGUGAGAGUUACAGGAAAACCUCAACAAAAACCCUCACAAACUUUUACAGAUGCACAAUUGAGAGCAUCCUGUCAGGCUGUAUCACGGCCUGGUAUGGCAACUGCACC